AUGAAGGUCGAAGUUGACUCGUUUUCCGGUUCUAAAAUCUACCCAGGUAGAGGUAUUCUUUACGUCAGAUGUGACUCCAAGGUGUUCAGAUUCCAAAACUCUAAAAGCACUUCUUUGUUCCACCAGAGAAAGAAUCCAAGAAGAUUGGCAUGGACUGUCUUGUUCAGAAAGCAACACAAGAAGGGUGUUACUGAAGAAGUUCAAAAGAAGAGGGCAAGAAAGUUUGUCAAGCACCAGAGAGCCGUCGUUGGUGCAUCUUUGGAUUUGAUCAAAGAGAGACGUUCUAUGAGACCUGAGCAGAGAAAGGCAAAGACUCAGGAAGCUCUCAAGGUCAAGAAAGAGAAGAAGAAGCUUGAUAAGGAAAAGAGAAAGACCGAGAAGGCUAAAAGAGUUGCUGGUGGUUUCAAUAACCUCAGCAAGCAACAAGCUAAAGGUGCUUACCAAAAGGUCCAGCCUUCUUCCUAUUAG
Brettanomyces nanus is the source of this 468-nucleotide messenger RNA. RefSeq names its product 60S ribosomal protein L24B (gene RPL24B). Bases 1 to 468 code for a protein of 155 amino acids. The transcript has a single exon. NCBI's taxonomy places the organism in Eukaryota, Fungi, Ascomycota, Pichiomycetes, Pichiales, Pichiaceae. Gene Ontology annotation, cellular component: cytosolic large ribosomal subunit. Gene Ontology annotation, molecular function: mRNA binding; structural constituent of ribosome. The record is from RefSeq and is a predicted model, not a curated record. Gene Ontology annotation, biological process: cytoplasmic translation.